AUGGACAGAUUUUUUGAACGAAAACUUGCUAGAGGCUUGCCUGAUAUCUUCAGGCAGAGAAUUCCAGAGCCUUAUGGCCUGGAGACGGAAGGAGUCGGAGAGAAAACCAGUUCGGUGAAGAGGGGUGGAAAGGACAGACUUAUUAGAAGAACGGAGCUGACGUUCACUAUAGAAUACGAGGAGGGAAUGCAGCCUUCAGGACUGUCGUACCUCACCGCCGAUCAGCCUACGCGGGAGAUCCCACCGGGUUACUACGACACCGGCGACGGCUUCUACGAUCCCAAGACCAAAGUUGUGUAUAAAGCCACUGAUCUGUCGGCCAUCAUCAGAUCGCCGUCGAUUCGCGAGCAGAAAUGGAUAAUCGAGAACUGCCGCACCGCGCCCGAGAAGGAGUUAGGCCCUCGACAGGACUUGUACGAAGAGUGGCUAGAACCCCAAGUAGAACCGCAGCCGCCGCCGGCACCCUCCGUCGUCACCCGCAUGCCGGUCACUGUCCGCGCCUCGCGGGGACGCUUCGAGAGCGAAGUGGAAUUGACAUUCAGACUUCUUCAGGAAGAUUCGACAGAUUCUAGCACUCAAUCUCAAGCGUCUAUUUCGUAGGGUUUAUUAGUUUUAGUUAUUGCUACAGAUUAGAUGUUUGUCUCAGUUGUUGAGUUGUUGUAGAUACUCUUAAUCUUAGUUAUUGAUUUCGCGUUAAUGUUUAAUGUUAUUCAAUUGCGAAGGCUAAAAUGAUACAUAAUUAUGAUUUUUCGUGUAUAACUUCUUCUAAUGCUAUAUGAAUAAAUUAGUUUAAUUAAU
Messenger RNA from Ostrinia nubilalis (European corn borer), 798 nucleotides. RefSeq lists its product as uncharacterized. The record is from RefSeq and is a predicted model, not a curated record. Bases 1 to 600 code for a protein of 199 amino acids. NCBI's taxonomy places the organism in Eukaryota, Metazoa, Arthropoda, Insecta, Lepidoptera, Crambidae. The transcript is spliced from 4 exons.